GGCGCACCCUCAGGAGUCUGGCGGAGGUCUGGGGUGGAAGGUAGCUUCGAUCGUUAAGCCCAAGUGUGAAUCAGCGAAAAUUGUUGAGCGGGGCAAACUUGCUGGAAACUUUAGGGGAAAAUGAAUAACGACCGAGGAGGAGAUGCCAUAAUAGCUGUCCAAGAAGAGCGUGCAAGAAUAGGAGGAGUUGAAGUAACACGUCAGACACUGAUAGCUGCCACGGAUGAAGGUGUUGUUGCGGUGCAAGUGAACUCUGUGGAACACUCCGGAUACGGUGGUUACCGUCCUGCGUUACAAGGAGGGCGCCCUGCAUUACCAGGCAGUCCUCGUUACCCAACCCAAGCUACGAACUACAGGGAGAGUCGAAGCUGCACUGAUUAUUGCUGUUUGGCGUGUGACAGUGAUUAUGAAUGGUACAAGUUGGAAGGAAAAGGUUGUUGCUGGGUACUUGUCCUUUUGCUGCUGUAUUUGGUUAUCGGAGUUAUUUUGCUGCCCUUUUUGAUCCUGUACCUUGUUUGUCUCUGCCUUUGUUAUCCCUUGGGAUGCUGUAGGAACAGCGACAACGACAACGCUCCACUGGUCAACUCGUAAGAUGUAAUGAUUGGCAUCAGUUUGGGAUUAUCACAAGAGUGUGGUAGAUCCUGUCGAACUGACAGCGUUAAAGGUUUUACAAUUAUUUCCAAACGUAGCCGGGUUUAAAAUAGUUUUGCAUUUGUUUUGGUCUCUAAUUUGGUAGAAAAACUCAUAUGACAUGCGUUACCCAACCAAACUGCAGUUCAAAAUGAAAAUGAAAAUGAAAACCAAUCGUGAUUUUGUUUACGCAUUGUUUUCUUCGCCUGUGCUUGUUGAGUUGGCUAGUCACUUUUUUGUUGUGUAAUUAUUGACUCAAUUAUUUUAAUAUGUUUUAGUUUGAAAACUCAAAAGGUCAGUGCGCGGGUAGUUGCUUACCCUCAGGGGAGGGAGGAAGGGAACGGCGGGGGAUGCAUUUUGUUGACGUUUGGGCUUUGCUUGCAUGGUGUGAACCCGAACAAUGUUUAUACGACAGAUUCGUUUAUUUUGCUACCCUGUUUAAGAUUUCUAUUCGGUGACUUUCAGGCAAUAAAACUGCGGUAUGAGGUCUUAUUCGUUAGAGAUUUACCGGAUGCGAGAUAUGUACUGAAAAAUUAACGGGAUACAGCGGGUUGUUUUGGGGGUAAAUCAAUGGGACAUGGGAUCUUUAGAACAGAUAUUAAUUUUCUGGAUAGAAAUGGAAAAUGACUAAUCUUUGAAAAUUAGAAUUUACUGGAUGCGGUAUAUUUAGGCAAAAAUUAAUGGGAUAUGGGACUCCCAGACCUCCCGUAAUGGAGCCUUGUUCCAAGUCUAGCCAUAAGUCAUAGUGUUUUUCUCUAAUUCAGAUAACGUAUAAAAACCCAACGGAAUGCCUUCAGUGUCCUUGACGGUCUAGUGAGGUGCCAUCCACACUGCUAAAGUCAUAAUUACAGUAUCAUUCAACUUUAAACGACCCUGGGAUUAAACAAGGAGUCACAAGCGAACUCGAACCACAAUACGCGAGCGCAUAUCGUGAGGGAGUUCAAACUUUUUUAUGCCUUGAUUGCUGCUGACAAUUGAGGAGCAUUGAAGCAUUUUAUUUACAUGUCAAUUUAAAUUUCAAUUACUAAAUUUCUUAUUAUACAGUUGUUAUAUUGCUUUGUGUUAUUAAAAUAAAUAAUGAAGUCUUCAUUUUAAACUUAUCCUUAAAUAAAAAAUAUGAACGUUUAA
This is a messenger RNA of Orbicella faveolata, 1758 nucleotides long. RefSeq lists its product as uncharacterized. Lineage: Eukaryota; Metazoa; Cnidaria; Anthozoa; Scleractinia; Merulinidae. The record is from RefSeq and is a predicted model, not a curated record.